This is a messenger RNA of Hibiscus syriacus, 1723 nucleotides long. Its product is annotated as xyloglucan 6-xylosyltransferase 2-like. Gene Ontology annotation, cellular component: membrane; endosome; trans-Golgi network. NCBI's taxonomy places the organism in Eukaryota, Viridiplantae, Streptophyta, Magnoliopsida, Malvales, Malvaceae. The coding region runs from base 125 to 1504 and encodes 459 amino acids. Gene Ontology annotation, biological process: xyloglucan biosynthetic process. Gene Ontology annotation, molecular function: UDP-xylosyltransferase activity; xyloglucan 6-xylosyltransferase activity; hexosyltransferase activity. The record is from RefSeq and is a predicted model, not a curated record. The transcript has a single exon.
UCUGAAAAUCUCUAAAAAAUCUUCCAAAUUCCAAUUCCUAGGGUUCUUCCUCGCUUCUCUCCUCUCCAAUUCGGCCAUUGUUAGGCACUGAAGUUAAGACCGGGUCGGGUCUAGGAACCGGAAGAUGAUAGACAAUUGUUUGGGAGCUCAAAGAUCUAGGAAGAUCCGUAGAGCUUUGCGUCACUGCAAGGUCACGCUCUUCUGCCUCGUUCUCACCGUGGUCGUCCUGCGUGGCACUAUCGGAGCCGGAAAAUUCGGUACUCCGGGGCAAGACUUCGCCGAUAUCCGCGACCACCUCUAUUCCCGGAAACGCGCCGAGCCGCAUCGCGUCCUAGAAGAAGUCCAAACGACGUCGUCGGAUGAAAACGCCGGCGCCGACACGAACGCCGGGACCAACAACUACAACGAGUUCGACAUUAACAAGAUUUUACUCGACGACGAGUCCGACGAGUCGAAACGCGAUUCUAACGUCCCCUAUUCUCUCGGGCCCAAAAUCUCCGAUUGGGACGAACAACGAUCUAGAUGGCUGAAAGAAAACCCUAAUUAUCCAAAUUUCAUCGGUCCGAACAAGCCGAGGGUUCUAUUAGUCACUGGGUCGUCUCCCAAACCUUGUGAGAACCCUGUCGGUGAUCAUUAUUUAUUGAAAUCGAUCAAGAACAAGAUCGAUUACUGUAGAUUGCACGGGAUCGAGAUAUUUUACAACAUGGCGCUUCUGGAUGCUGAAAUGUCAGGGUUUUGGGCGAAAUUACCAUUGAUUCGAAAGCUUUUGCUCUCGCAUCCGGAGGUGGAAUUCUUGUGGUGGAUGGACAGUGACGCCAUGUUUACUGAUAUGGCGUUUGAGGUUCCUUGGGAACGGUAUAAAGACUCCAACUUUGUUAUGCACGGCUGGAAUGAGAUGGUUUAUGAUCAAAAGAAUUGGAUUGGGCUAAAUACUGGGAGCUUUUUGUUGAGGAAUGGACAAUGGGCGCUUGAUAUUCUCGAUGCUUGGGCUCCGAUGGGUCCUAAAGGCAAGGUUAGGGAAGAGGCAGGAAAGGUUUUGACCCGUGAACUUAAGAAUCGCCCUGUUUUCGAAGCUGAUGAUCAGUCUGCAAUGGUUUAUUUGUUGGCUACUCAAAGAGAGAUGUGGGGUGAUAAGGUUUACUUAGAGAAUGCUUAUUAUUUGCACGGUUAUUGGGGGAUCUUGGUUGAUAGAUAUGAGGAAAUGAUCGAGAAUUAUCAUCCAGGUUUGGGCGAUCAUCGAUGGCCGUUGGUGACUCACUUUGUGGGGUGUAAACCUUGCGGGAAGUUCGGGGAUUACUCGGUCGAGAGGUGCUUGAAGCAGAUGGAUAGAGCAUUCAACUUCGGGGAUAAUCAGAUUCUUCAGAUGUAUGGAUUUACUCACAAGACUUUGGGUAGUAGAAGGGUUAAGAGAGUUCGGAACGAGACCAACAAUCCGCUCGAGGUGAAAGAUGAGCUUGGACUACUUCAUCCGGCUUUUAAAGCGGUUAAGGUAUCCUCCUCUUGAUGAUAUAGGCUUUAUAUGAUAUCUUAUCAUGCUAAGUGAUAGGUUACAAUGUUGAAAUGUCGUGUAUGCAGUGAGAAUCUUAUGUUUUAGGUCUCGAUAAAUAGUUGUUGUUGGUCUGCCGUAUGGAGCAUUGUCUCCUUUUAUUCGAAUUUUCCAUGACCUGAUUAUGGUUAGAGAAAAAAAAUGGUCUGGAGAAAUAAUAUUCUUUUGUUCCUUAUC